AUGGCCGACUCCUCCGAGGAAACGAAAGCAAGCAUGCCACGGCCAGAGUCCAAGGCGGCGCCGAGCGAUGGGAAGUCGCCGCGGCCCGAGGUCAACGCAGCCUUUCAUCCGUCUGGACGAAUGCCCCAUGGUCGCCUCACCCAGUUUCUGCGAGGCCUCGCCUUUGCAGCCUACUUUGCGUUUUGCUGCGUCAUGAUCGCCAUAACGCAACUCGUCGGCGCGCCGCUGUACUUUGUCAACCGCGAAUGGUACUACGCCUACAUGGCCAUGACGAAACGGUCCUUCGCCUUGACCAUGAUCGUCAUGACGCAGAUAUGGGGCCCGACGACGAUUCGCAUCAGCGGCGACGAGUCCGUCGCCGACCAGAUCAAGGCGACGGCCGACGGCGGCGUCCAGUUUUCAUUUCCCGAGCGCAUGGUUUUGAUCGCCAACCACCAGAUUUACACGGAUUGGCUGUAUCUCUGGUGGAUCGGAUACGUCAACCGCCCCGGCAUGGACGGCCACCUGUACAUCAUCCUCAAGGAGUCUCUCCGCUUCAUCCCUCUCAUCGGCAUGGGCAUGAUGUUUUACGGAUUCAUCUUCAUGUCGAGGAAGAUGGCGACGGAUCAACCCCGGCUGGCCCACCGCAUCCGAAAACUGAGCCAGAAGAUGACGGAUCCGAAGGGGAAGCCGUACAUGAGCCCGAUGUGGCUGCUCCUGUUCCCGGAGGGGACGAACCUGUCGUCCAACGGGCGGAAGAAGUCGGCCCAGUGGGCGGAGAAGAACGGCAUCAAGGAUGUCGAGCAUGUCAUGCUCCCGCGCAGCACGGGCAUCUUCUUCUGUCUCAACGAGCUCAAGGGCACCGUCGAAUACCUCUACGACUGCACCGUCGCCUACGAGGGUAUCCCUCGAGGCAAGUACGGCGAAGAGAUCUUCGGCCUUGCCAGCACCUACUUCCAGGGUCGACCGCCGAAAUCGGUCAACUUUUACUGGCGACGUUUCCGCAUGGCCGACAUCCCGCUCGACGACCAGAAGAAGUUUGACGCCUGGCUGCGGGAGGAGUGGUACAAGAAGGACCAGCUGAUGGAGAAAUACCUCACGACGGAACGCUUCCCGGCCAUGGCCGGCGCCAAGCAGCCAUUCAUCGAAACGACGGUGCGCACCAAGUAUCCGUGGGAGAUCUUGCAGGUCUUCACCGUCGUCGGCAUUUGCGGAUUGCUCUGGAACAGCAUGAGGAAGCUCGCGACGGCCGUCGCCAAAGUCUCGAAGCCGUAG
This is a messenger RNA of Drechmeria coniospora, 1254 nucleotides long. Its product is annotated as 1-acylglycerol-3-phosphate acyltransferase. Gene Ontology annotation, cellular component: endomembrane system. The record is from RefSeq and is a predicted model, not a curated record. The coding region runs from base 1 to 1254 and encodes 417 amino acids. Lineage: Eukaryota; Fungi; Ascomycota; Sordariomycetes; Hypocreales; Ophiocordycipitaceae. Gene Ontology annotation, molecular function: acyltransferase activity. The transcript is spliced from 4 exons.